This is a messenger RNA of Neodiprion virginianus, 2179 nucleotides long. Its product is annotated as pickpocket protein 19-like. The annotation marks the transcript as partial. The record is from RefSeq and is a predicted model, not a curated record. Gene Ontology annotation, molecular function: ligand-gated sodium channel activity. The transcript is spliced from 7 exons. Gene Ontology annotation, biological process: sodium ion transmembrane transport. Lineage: Eukaryota; Metazoa; Arthropoda; Insecta; Hymenoptera; Diprionidae. Gene Ontology annotation, cellular component: membrane.
AAUUUCCUGAAGAACUACUGUACCAAAAGCAGCCUUCACGGGUUGAGAUACAUAGUCGAGCCAGGCGCACACUGGAUGGAACGUCUCAUCUGGACAAUUGUCUUCACUUUCUUUCUUAUAUGCACCGUUGUCGUCAUCUCAAAAUUAUCUAGUCGAUUUCAGACAGCUCAAACGUCUACGGUUGUUGAAACGACGCAAUACCCAGUGUCAGAACUUCCAUUUCCCAGCGUCACUUUGUGCCCGAGCAAUCGAGUGAACUGGCAGAAAGCUCUCGAAAUGGAAAAAGAUAUAGUCCCUGUACAUGACCUGGAAGCAGUUCGAACGUACCGCGACCUGGUAACCAGACUCUCAACCCUGACCUUCGGCGACUUCGACAAGUUACAAUUCCUCGAAAACCGGUCACUUGAAGUUUUCAGCGGUACAUUGUUGGGUGAGAACUUGACAAACUUUCUUCAAACUGUCGCACCGACCUGCGCUGAAUUUCUGAGUGACUGCUGGUGGCGUGCUUCGUACAGAAAUUGCUGUGAAAUAUUUGAGGUACAGAGGACCGAGUACGGUUUCUGCUACUCGUUCAAUUCCGAAACUUCUGAUUCCGAUCACGAGAUGUACUCAAAGGAGCUGAGGCCAAGACGAAGUAAUAUGAUGGGCGAUUGGAGCGGCAUCAGGCUUGUAGUCAGCCUAAAUAAAUCGUCUCAGCCUCCAAAUGCAGACAAAGCUGUAGAAGUGACGGUCUUUGUGGGCGAUCCAAAGUCCUGGCCAAGCAGUGGGAGCAAUUCAGCACUCGGAACGUUGUCAAGCAUCGGAGUGGAAUGCCCGUCUAUUUAUGCGACCGAGCGGAUCCUUCAGCUGGACAAAACAAAACUGAGUUGCAAGCUCAGCGGCAAAAUGGAAUACAAUCAAAACUUCUGCCUGACCAUGUGUCGACGUGAUUCAGCCAUCAAGCAGUGCGGAUGCAACCCACUUUUCCUGAUGCCAUCAGGUCCAGAACGAGCCUGCGUUUUGGAUGAUCUUCUGUGUCUAGCAAGAGAAAACGGUAUAUUCAACAACUAUAUUUUAGAAAAGAACGCCUACUUCGGUAAUGAUACUGUCGGGAUGAACUGCAGUUGUCCUCCGGAAUGCGAAGGGUACAACUACCGGUACCAAAUCACGCAUACAAAAUUGAGAGACUCCAUUGCUUUCAACACAAUCUUCAUCGAUGUUCAUUACGAGUCAGCCUCGAUGUUACGAUACAGGAUGGAUAUUGUCUACACCCAACUAGACCUGCUCGUGUCAUUUGGCGGAGUCUUUGGCCUAUUUUUGGGAGGUUCUAUACUCAGUUUUGUGGAACUGCUGUACCACUUGACCAUUGGCUUGAUUGGCCAUAUAUUUCGUAGUACAGAAACCAGUGGAAAGACAGCUGAGUGCUCCAAACGUGCUAAGAGCCAGGAUGAUCAAAAGCCUUCAGUACCCACAGUUUACAGGGUCCUACCACUCAUGGAUUAUCAUGUAAAUCGGCGAACAAGCUUGUACAGAUACUGAGGCAUUUUUAUACGUUCGUGAGUAAUUUUGAAAUAUUUGAGUCAACGUGUUUCCCCCAUUUUUCGAAUACACAAUAGAUUCGAUGAAUUAAGAAUUCAGGUAUCGAAACCGUAUAAUGACAUUUUAAUACGUUCAAUCACGUUGCUUUUAGUUUUGGUACGCUUACCCAAAUUUAUAUCAGGUGUUUAUACGUAGUUGUAAGCACAAGUUAAGUAGCUUUUCCUAGUAAGUAUAAGAUAGUCAAAGAGGCAUGAAGAUUAUGCCAAUUGUAAAGAGGCAUAAAGGACCGAGUAAUUGCAAGUUUUGAACUCUCAUUGAGAGUACUCAACAUUCGCGAUCAAAGGUGGCAUUAAGAGUUGACGAAUCGAAGACAGGAGGAUCUUUGAUUUUUAAGUUCCGUCAGUUAGAAUUGAUUUUCAUUUACGUCAAUGCUUUAGCUUAUAAGAAUAGAUACAAACGUUGGAAUAAUCCUGACAACCCAACAUUUAGAUAACAAUUCGUUGACCGCGCAAGAAACCUCGUUCAAUAUGCUUCGCAGUCAGAAUCAUUAAAAGGUAAAAAAGGUAAAAGCGAUUUGAUCGAUUUCUAUAAAUGAUGGAAAUGCAAACACUCGCUGAACAAAGGCAGAAAAACCUUUGACCUAUGCUAUAAUUUCCAGAGG